This is a messenger RNA of Daldinia vernicosa, 1482 nucleotides long. RefSeq names its product Ribokinase-like protein. NCBI's taxonomy places the organism in Eukaryota, Fungi, Ascomycota, Sordariomycetes, Xylariales, Hypoxylaceae. The transcript has a single exon. Bases 386 to 1384 code for a protein of 332 amino acids. Gene Ontology annotation, molecular function: ribokinase activity. The record is from RefSeq and is a predicted model, not a curated record. Gene Ontology annotation, biological process: D-ribose metabolic process.
UUUACUUAUGGUUUCUUAUCAAAUCUCAAUAUCCAAGAUGAGAAUCAAUAUAAAUAAUCCUUACUUCAGCUGAACCCCUUGAUUAUACAACAGUAAUUUCCGGCGCAUUAGGUAUAUUCAUGAACUGACUUACAUACAAGAAUACCUACAUGUAAACUCCCCUGACUAGUCGCUGCGGGGCUUAACUGGCUCCGCUAUUCUGACGUUGAGCUGCUGAGCUGCUGAGCUGCUGGUACAUUACGAUUUAUGAAAUACAAUGUAAAUACAUAAUUCGAAUAGUUACAUCACAUUGUCGAGAAGGGCAUAUCGAACAUAUACCUACCUAACCUAGGUAACUAUACACAUAUAAAAGUCUGUUCGCAGUGAUAUAUAUUCCGCCCGCAAAAUGGCAACCAAUACAAGCAACAAUGCACAACAAAUCCCACUCAUCACGGUCCUGGGCUCGCUCAACAUGGACCUAGUCUCCUACGUCCCGCACCACCCCCUUCCCGGCGAGACCCUAACGUCAACCCGCUUCGCCGUAUCCCCCGGCGGCAAAGGCGCCAACCAAGCCGUAGCCUGCGCCAAGCUCUCCCGGUCCUCGUCCCACUCCCCCGCCGCCGCCGACGACCCGACCGCCACCGCCCGCGUCCGCAUGCUCGGCGCCGUCGGCAAGGAUACGUACGGCACCCAGCUCCUCUCGAACCUCACGCGGCACGGCGUCGACGUCUCCGGCGUCACCGCCUCCCCAUCUCUCAAGUCCGGCCUGGCCAUCAUCAUCGUCGACGAGCCCACCGGCCAGAACCGCAUCGUCCUGAGUCCCGAGGCCAACCACAGUUUAACUCCCUCGCAGUUCUCCCACCCCGACUCCCUCGGCCCCCCGCUCCCGGACUUGCUAAUCAUGCAGCUUGAGAUCCCGCUUGCGACGGUCGUCGCCGCGCUGCACGCCGCGAGGAACGCCAACGUGCCGGUCCUGCUGAACCCCGCGCCGGCGCAGGAGUUGCCGUCGGAAGCGUACGCGGGGCUCGCGCAUCUCGUUGUUAACGAGACCGAAGCCUCGAUUUUAGGCGGCGUGCCUGAGUCCGACCUCGACACCGAGGCGGGGCUCGAGGCCGUCGGACGGACGUUCCUAUCGCGCGGCGUGCUGAACGUCGUCGUGACGCUCGGUGGGCGGGGUGUGUUUUACAUGAGUGCUGACGGUCAGAAGGGACUCGUACCCGCCGAGAAGGCCAAAGUCGUAGAUACUACUGCGGCUGGGGAUACGUUUGUGGGGCGGUAUGCGCUCGAAGUGGUGGCCGGGAGCUUCAGUAUAGCCGACGCGGUGAAGAAGUCGAAUCGCGCGGCUGCGAAGACGGUGGAAAGACUGGGAGCGCAGGACUCGAUACCUUGGCGUGACGAGUUAUGAAAAGACUUGUUAGACGAUAUAUUCAAUGAUUACUCAAGAGAGAUGAAACCAAGUAGGAAGCAGUCACUUCGAAUUCUACAGAGCAUGAAGCCCUGUCU